GGAACCCAUGAAUGAUACAAGGAUUUUAGGAUUUCUUCUUCUGGGACUUUCAGAGGAACCAGAAUUGCAGCCUGUUAUCUUUGGACUUUUCCUCUCUACGUAUCUGAUGACUGUGUUUGGAAACCUGCUCAUCAUCCUGGCCAUCAGCUCUGAUUCCCACCUCCACACCCCCAUGUACUUCUUUCUCUCCAACCUGUCCUUUGUGGACAUCUGUGUUACCUCCACCACACUUCCGAAGACACUGUCAAACAUCCAGACACACAGCAAAGUCAUCACCUAUGCAGGCUGCGUCACCCAGUUGUACUUCUUUGUACUCUUCAUAGGGUUGGACAGCUUACUCCUGACCGUGAUGGCCUAUGACCGGUUUGUGGCCAUCUGUCACCCCCUGCACUACACGGUCAUCAUGAACCCUCAGUUCUGUGGACUGCUGGUUCUAGUGUCCUGGAUCAUGAGUGCCCUGCAUUCCUUGACAGAAAGCUUAAUGGUAUUACCACUGCUCUUUUGUACAGACUUGAAAAUCCCCCAGUUUUUCUGUGAAAUUCAUCAGAUAAUUCAUAUUGCCUGUUCUGACACCUUUCUUAAUAACCUGGUGAUGUAUUUGUCAACUGUGCUCCUGGGCGGUGGUCCCCUUGCUGGGAUCCUGUACUCUUACUCUAAGAUAGUUUCCUCUAUACGUGCAAUCUCAUCAGCUGAGGGGAAGUACAAGGCAUUUUCCACCUGUGCAUCUUACCUCUCAGUUGUCUCCUUAUUCUAUUGUACAGGCCUAGGGGUGUACCUGAGUUCUGCUGCAACCCACAGCUCACUCUCAAGCGCAGCAGCCUCAGUGAUGUACACUGUGGUCACCCCCAUGCUGAACCCCUUCAUCUACAGCCUGAGGAACAAAGACAUAAAGGAAGCUCUAAGACGAUUCUUCAGAAGAAAGAAAUAAAAGGAGCAUCUUUCCAGAAGUGCAUGUGAUUUCAAAGCUCUAACCUUCAGACUUAGACAUUGUGAUUCACGAAUCAGAUCAUGGAAGGAAAAAGUCCUGCUUCUCUUCAAUUUCUAGAGUUUGAAUUUCCUUGUUCUUGAGUGCUGUGUAGGUUUUAUGCUAUUUCUUUAGAAAGCUUUCUGCUCUGAUAUCCAAUCAGUUUUUUCUUUGUCAUUGUUCUAAUUUCCCAGUUAUUUCCAAACUAGAGUAAAAAACCUCUUAGAGAUUCCUAUUUGUUUAAUAUACUAGAGAGUUGUAUCCGUCCUAAAAAUCAGUUGCAGUUGGCUCCUGUAAGGUCAUUAGUAUAAUUACAUUGUAGAUGAUCAUCUGAGACCACAGUUUUUCACAUCUGAGUCCCUCAUUUCUUUCUCUGUCACUACCUUGACUGUUCUUUCUGACCAUGUCAACUUCACCAUGCCAGUGUGUUCACAGAUUGUCACAGCAUUCUGUUGUCCUUAUUAGCAUCCUGCACUCUAUCCAGCUCAGUGUACACACUGCCUACUAUAUUCCCUGGUAAAGAGGAGGAAGGCAAGUAUUACAUAUGAAAUGCAUGUUCCUAGUGUAGUCUACACAAAAAGACACGUUUGAAUCAAUCUGCUGACUUCAUAUGGCCUCAGAUUCAGAGAUGGCCGUAAAUAUAAUGGACUAAAAUUUUCAGUCAUGCAAUGAUUUCCAUGGAAGAUUUGUUUUUGAUGGUGUAGGUAUAGUUUGUGUCUCCACCCAAAUCUCAUCUUGAAUUGUAGCUCCUAUAAUUUCCACGUGCCAUGGGAGGGGCCCGGUGGGAGGUUAUUGAAUCUCGGCAGUGGGGUUUUCCCCUGUUGUUCACAUGAUAGUGAAUAAGUCUCAUGAGAUCUGAUGGUUUUAUAAAGGGGAGUUCCCCUCACAUUCUCUCUUGCCUGCCACCAUGUAAGACAUGCCUUUUGCCUUCUGCCAUGAUUGUGAGGCCUCCCCAGCUACAUGGAACUGUGAGUCCAUUAAACAUCUUUUUCUUUAUAAAUUAUCCAUUCUUAGGCAUGUCUUUAUCAGCAGCAUGAAAACAAACUAAUACAGUGUACAUCUACUCAUUCAAGUGUGGAAGCCUGUUGCCCGUGGGUACUGAGGUUUGUUCAUUUAGGUAAAGAUUUGGUGUCAUGAUCUAUGUUUUGUUAUUGCAUCAUCUUACCGUUUCUGAUAAAAAGUUUCCAGUGCUACAAAUGCGAUUUCUUGCAUUGUUCUAAAAAUAUCCCUCCCUUUAGGAAAUCGUGUCAUAGCGUUAAACUGGAGGUAAGUGAAGAAUGUGUGCAUUUACUGCAUUAUCAUUUGCUUUGUCUCUUUUACACUCCAAACUCUCUUCAGUCUUCAUGAGCAAAUGAUGGCUCACACAAGAGCUUGAAUUUCUUCCCAGUAUUGCAUAUAAGGUUAAAGACUUGUGAUUCAAGACUGCAGUUUGUUUCAGCAAAAAUAUAUGGGCCCUGCCCAA
This is a messenger RNA of Callithrix jacchus (white-tufted-ear marmoset), 2426 nucleotides long. NCBI's taxonomy places the organism in Eukaryota, Metazoa, Chordata, Mammalia, Primates, Cebidae. The record is from RefSeq and is a predicted model, not a curated record.